Cynoglossus semilaevis (tongue sole) is the source of this 7825-nucleotide messenger RNA. RefSeq names its product otoferlin a (gene otofa). Gene Ontology annotation, cellular component: synaptic vesicle membrane; presynaptic active zone membrane. Gene Ontology annotation, molecular function: calcium ion binding; AP-2 adaptor complex binding. The transcript is spliced from 51 exons. The record is from RefSeq and is a predicted model, not a curated record. Gene Ontology annotation, biological process: plasma membrane organization; synaptic vesicle priming. NCBI's taxonomy places the organism in Eukaryota, Metazoa, Chordata, Actinopteri, Pleuronectiformes, Cynoglossidae.
GAAAUGUCUGACUUUCCUGCUGGCUUUUAAGGUGACACUCCAUGGUCUCUUCAUCAUCUGUGCUAAGUACCAAGAGACCUGUCGAGCAGACAUGCUGUCACACUCCUGGAUGGAGACAAGAUACGAAUAAACCAGGGUCCACUUUUCCCAACUCGAUCAAAGGGUCCACCCAGGAGAUGAGGACGGACUGAGGAGACAUGACCCUGACACUGAUGUCCCGUGCCUCGUACUCUGGUUCUGGCUCUGGUCAUCACACACAAAAGACGAUAGGGACGGAAACAAAACACAAUCUUCAAGAUUCUUCUGAAGUAGCCUGAUUAUUACCAGCAUCCUUCAACUGUUGAUCACAUUUACUCAACUGUAUGAGGUACUGCUUUGCCCCCCCUCUGGUUCUGACCCACCUGUGCCGUAUUGUUCCGCGGACUCUGGUUCCAGACUUGAAUAAACAUUUCCAUGACCGCAUCGCUGCGCCAGGUGUCAGACAUCAGGGCCGUGGACCAGGACUCCAACAAAUGAUCUAAUACUGUAUCUGGAGACAAAGUUCAACAUUACAUCCAUUUUCCAAAUUGACCACGGGGCCACUAGAUGGCGCAGGUAUUUAAAAUCCUUAUUCACAUGAACAUGGAUUUAGAGGAAGUAAAGAUGAAGGUUUUACUCCAAUCUCCAAGCUGGAGUAAAAACAGGAACAUCCUCCAUCAGCUCCCAGUGGACGAAGCCCACCCCUCAACUCCACCCGCCCCUUCCUGCACACAGAGCAGAGUGAGACCCAGUGCCAGCUGAGAGAUGCUCCACACUUGCAGCAGCGAUCACGCACCACGGAGAAAAUGUCCAAGUGCAGCCUGAGACUCUCUCUCCGCCAGUGCGUCGCUUCUGGAGAACAGGUGGAAAAGUCCCGUUCAUGCUGACCGGGUGGAGAACCGUCAUCGUGAGUGCAGCGAAUCCACGCCGUAGAAGCUCACUCUGAAUCCCACUGAGGAGCACGGAUUCGUGCUGCAAGUUUCACCUCCGUGGAGUAGAAUUCACUCUGCUCGCACCGUGGACCAAUGAUGGCUCUCACGGUUCAUCUGAAGACGGUGGCUCACCUCAGGGGGAAAGGUGACCGGAUCACCAAGGUUACGUUCAGAGGUUUGUCAUUCUACAGCCGGGUGGCAGAGAACUGUGAGGAUGUGGCCCACUUUAAUGAGACCUUCAGGUGGCCCAUUGCCAGCAGGUUGGAUGGAAACGAGAUGCUGGAGAUCCACGUCUACAACUACAGCAAAGUCUUCUCCAACAGACUGGUGGGGAGUUUCUCUAUGGUCCUUCAGAAGGUGGCAGAGGAAGGACACUUAGAGCUGGCAGACACACUCAUCGAUGACAACAACACAUCCAUAAAGACCAGUGUGACCCUGGAGAUCAAAUACCAGCCCAUGGAUGGGACGGUGGGGGUGUGGAGCGAUGGGGAGUUCCUGGACGUGCCUGACGACCGUGAUGGAAUUUUUACCUUUGAAACUGACAGCUUGUUAUCUGGACAAAGCCCAGGAUCAGGAACAUCACCUGGAAGAAGCUUGCAGGGAUCAAUACCCACCUUCAAAAAAGCAGGGAAGGGAGUCUUCUCAGCCAUGAAGCUUGGCAAGAUCAAGAGCUCCAAAGAUGAUCACAGGAAAGAUGAGCCUGCAGUCUUGGACAUGGAGGACCUGGACAGGAAGGCGAUUCGUCUUGCUGGAACCUUUGAGCCAGACACUGUCUCUCUGGCUUCUGUCACCGCCGUCACCACAAACGUGUCUAAUAAAAGGUCAAAACCAGACAUCAAGAUGGAACCGAGUUCGGGGCGACCAGUGGAUUAUCAGAUCAGCAUCACAGUCAUCGAGGCCCGGCAACUCAUAGGCCUCAACAUGGACCCUGUGGUGUGUGUGGAGGUUGGAGAUGACAAGAAGUACACGUCCAUGAAGGAGUCCACCAACUGUCCCUACUACAAUGAGUAUUUCGUCUUUGACUUCCACGUCCCUCCUCACGUCAUGUUCGACAAGAUCAUCAAACUUUCAGUGAUUCACUCAAAAAACCUUCUCCGAAGUGGAACCUUGGUGGGAACUUUCAAGAUGGACGUCGGAACUGUUUAUUCUCAACCUGAACAUCAAUUCUACCACAAGUGGGCCAUACUGUCUGACCCAAAUGACAUCACAGCUGGGUGCAAAGGUUACAUUAAAUGUGACAUUGCCGUGGUGGGUAAAGGAGACAACAUCAAGACACCACACAAGGCCAACGAGAGUAUGUAGGACGACGUAGAGGGGAACCUCCUGCUCCCAGAGGGCAUACCUGCGGAGAGGCAGUGGGCGAGGUUUUACGUGAAGAUCUACCGAGCUGAAGGACUUCCUAAAAUGAACACCAGCAUAAUGGCUAACGUGAAGAAGGCCAUCAUAGGAGAGAACAGAGACCUGGUGGACCCCUAUGUCCAGGUGCAGUUUGGCGGGCAGAAAGGGAAGACCUCGGUCCAGAGGAGCAGUUAUGAACCAAUCUGGAACGAGCAGGUCAUUUUCACAGAACUCUUUCCUCCACUCUGCAAACGCCUGAAGAUCCAGAUACGGGACUCUGACAAGGUCAAUGAUGUUGCCAUAGGAACACACUUUAUUGACUUGCGCAAGAUCUCCAACGAAGGCGAUAAAGGUUUCCUGCCAACCUUUGGCCCAGCCUGGGUCAACAUGUACGGCUCCACUCGUCAGUACACUCUGAUGGACGAGCACCAGGACCUGAACGAUGGACUUGGAGAAGGUGUUUCAUUCAGGGCUCGUCUCCUCCUCUCUGUUGCCGUGGAGAUCCUCGACACUACUUCACCUGAGAUCCACAGCUCCACUGAGGUUCAAGUGGAGAUGGUUUCCAACAUCUCAGAGAGCUCGACUGGUAAAAUAGAAGAGUUCUUCCUCUUCGGUUCAUUUCUGGAGGCCACCAUGAUCGACAGAAGAAUUGGUGACAAAGCAAUAAGUUUUGAAGUCACAAUAGGUAACUAUGGCAACCAGAUAGAUGGCGUCAACAAGCCGUCGUCAUCCAGAAAGAAGAAAAAAGACGGCGAUAGUGAAGAGGAGGAGAGCGAGCUCAUCCACAACUCCAGCGAGGAUGAGGCAGACGAGGACGCUGACCUGAUCUCUGUGUCGUCCACUCCUGUCAUGAAGCCCGUCGUUACAGACAGAAAUUACUUCCAUCUCCCUUACUUUGAAAAGAAGCCGUGCAUCUACAUCAAGAGCUGGUGGCAGGACCAACGACGAAGACUGUACAACUCCAACAUGAUGGAUAAGAUUGCUGACAAGCUGGAAGAAGGUUUGAAUGACGUGCAGGAAAUCAUUAAGACAGAAAAGGCUUUCCCUGAGCGCAGGCUGCGGGGCGUGCUGGAGGAGCUGAGUGUUGGCUGCAGCCGCUUUGUGACAUUGGCUAAUAAGGAUUUGAACCAAGCAGGCAGAACCAGACUGGAUCGAGAACGACUCAGGUCCUGCAUGAGGGAGAUGGACAGCAUGAGUCAGCAGGCCAAGCAGAUUCGAACUCAGGUGAAGAAGAACACGGUCAGAGACAAACUGAAGCUGGCACAGAACUUCCUGCAGAAGCUUCGUUUCCUGGCCGAUGAGCCUCAGCACAGCAUCCCAGAUGUUUUCAUCUGGAUGAUGAGCAACAACAAGCGCGUAGCUUACGCCCGGGUCCCCUCUAAAGACAUCCUGUACUCCAUCGUGGACGAGGAAACGGGGAAAGACUGCAGUAAAGUCCAAGCUGUCUUUCUCAAGCUGCCGGGUAAGAAGGGCUUUGGUCCUGCAGGCUGGACUGUUCAGGCAAAGCUGGAACUGUAUUUGUGGCUGGGCCUCAACAAGCAGAAGAAAGACUUCCUCAGCGGUCUGCCCAAUGGAUUUGAAGAGAUUAAAACUGCUAAAAUAGGUCCAGGUCUUCAGUCUGUGCCACCUGUCAGCCUCAUUUACAACAUGAAGCAGGUGUUUCAGCUGCGAGCACACAUGUACCAGGCCCGCAGUCUGUUUGCCGCUGACAGCAGUGGCCUUUCAGAUCCCUUCGCUCGGGUUUUCUUCUCCACACACAGCCAGGUCACUGAGGUCCUGAGUGAGACUCUGUGCCCCACGUGGGACCAACUGCUGGUGUUCGAUGAUGUGGAGUUGUUUGGCGAGGCCAGUGAGCUGAGGGACGACCCGCCUAUCAUCGUGGUUGAGUUCUAUGACCAGGACACUGUGGGUAAGGCAGAGUUCAUAGGUAGGACAUUUGCCAAGCCCACCAUCAAGAUGUGCGCCGAGCAUUACGGCCCCCCCAGGUUCCCACCACAACUGGAGUACUAUCAGAUUUACAGAGGGAACUGCACUGCCGGGGAGCUGCUGGCCGCCUUCGAACUGCUGCAGAUCGGCCAAGGAGGCAGAGCAGAACUUCCUCCUCUUGAGGCUCCCACAGACUCUGAGCAAGGUCCCAUUCUUCCUGUACCACUGGGCAUCCGACCUGUCCUUAGUCGCUACCGCAUUGAGGUCUUGUUUUGGGGACUAAGGGACCUGAAGAGGAUUAACUUAGCUCAGGUGGACCGACCACGUGUGGAUAUAGAGUGUGCAGGGAGAGGCGUCCAGUCAGUGCUCAUCCAGAACUACAAGAAGAACCCGAACUUCAGCACCUUGGUGAAAUGGUUCGAAGUAGAUUUGCCAGAAAAUGAACUCCUCCAUCCUCCUCUCAACAUCCGGGUCGUGGACUGUAGAGCGUUCGGCCGCUACAUCCUUGUGGGAUCGCACGCCGUCUCGAGCUUGAGGCGGUUUAUCUACAGCACCCCAGACAAGAAAUCUGACAACUGGGCCACUGCAGGUGACAUCUUUGUGAACAUGGAUGCAGAGCCCCAGGUCCGAAAGAUGGACACGGUUGUCAAGUUAGACGCUAUGUCAGACGCUGUAGUAAAGGUUGACAUGACCGAGGAGGAGAGCGAGAAAAAGAAGAAGAAGAAGAAAAAGAAAGGAGGCGUUGACGAAGAAGAGGACAUAAAUGAACGAGUCCUGGACUGGUGGUCCAAGUAUUUCGCGUCAAUAGAUACGUUAAAGGAGAAACUCAGAGCUCAGGAAGCAGCUCAGGCCGAGGCAGAGGAAAAGGAAGACCUGGAGAUAGCAGCAGAGGCCGCAGACAUCAAACCUGAUGACCUUCUUCUGAAAGGCUCCAAGACCAAAGAAAAGAGCCGAGACAAGAAGAGCUCCAAAGACAAGAAGAAGAGUCAGGCUGUAAAUGGCGCCGAGAAACAGCCGGUCAAAGCCAGGGUGGAUGAGCUGGUGGUGUACAACAAGGAACUGGAGACUGAGUAUGGGAACUUCGAAGACUGGCUUCACACGUUCAACCUGUACAGAGGGAAGGCUGGAGACGAUGACGAACGCGCUCUGGAUGACGACAGGAUUGUCGGCCGGUUCAAGGGUUCCUUAUGUAUGUACAAACUGCCACUGUCUGAGGAGGUCACCAGAGAGUCCGGGUUUGAUCCAAAUAUGGGCAUGUUCCAGAACAUUCCACAUAAUGAUCCAAUCAAUGUUCUGGUCCGUGUUUAUGUGGUCAGGGCCACAGACCUUCACCCCGCUGAUAUCAAUGGGAAGGCUGAUCCAUACGUUGUCAUCAAGCUGGGAAAGUCCGAGGUGAAAGACAAGGAAAACUACAUCUCCAAACAGCUCAAUCCUGUAUUUGGAAAAUCAUUUGACAUUGAGGCCACUUUCCCCAUGGAGUCAAUGCUGAUGGUGUCCGUGUACGACUGGGACUUGGUCGGCACUGAUGACCUGAUCGGCGAGACGAAAAUUGACCUGGAGAAUCGAUUUUACAGCAAAUACAGAGCCACCUGUGGUAUCUCAGCCAAUUACUCAGUCCAUGGAUAUAAUGUGUGGCGAGACCCCAUGAAGCCCAGUCAGAUCCUGGCAAAGCUCUGUAAAGACGGCAAGAUCGAUGGACCUCAUUAUGGGCCUGGAGGAAAAGUCAAGGUGGCAAAUCGAAUCUUCCUGGGACAGACGGAGUUAGAGGAUGAGAACGGUUUGAAGAAGCAGACUGAGGAACAUUUGGCUCUGACGGCACUGAACCACUGGGAGGAGAUACCCAGAGUGGGCUGCAAGCUUGUCCCUGAACACGUAGAGACCAGACCUCUGCUGACCCCUGACAAGCCGGGCAUCGAACAGGGUCGCAUUGAGAUGUGGGUCGAUAUGUUUCCUAUGGACAUGGCAGCUCCUGGACCUGCUCUUGACAUUUCACCACGAAAACCAAAGAGAUAUGAACUCAGGGUGAUAAUUUGGAAUACAGACGAAGUAAUACUGGAGGACGAUGAUUACUUCACUGGGGAAAAGUCCAGUGACAUAUUUGUCAGGGGGUGGCUGAAAGGACAGCAGGAGGACAAGCAGGACACGGACGUGCACUAUCACUCGCUGACUGGUGAAGGAAACUUCAACUGGCGUUUCGUCUUCCCUUUUGAUUACCUCAUGGCCGAGGAGAAGAUCGUCAUCUCCAAAAAAGAGUCCAUGUUCUCCUGGGACGAGACUGAAUAUAAGAUCCCACCUCGUCUCACGCUGCAGGUCUGGGACGCUGACCACUUCUCUGCUGAUGAUUUCUUAGGUGACCAUCUAUUUUUUCCCCGCUUCCCACGUGGCGCCAAGACGGCAAAGCAGUGCUCCCUGGGCAUGAUCCGAAACGAGCACGAGCUCCCUACCAUUUCUAUAUUUAAACAAAAAAGAGUGAAGGGCUGGUGGCCAUUUGCUGCCCGUGAUGAGAAUGAUGACCUGGAGCUCACAGGUAAAGUCGAGGCCGAGCUUCACCUUGUGACGGCGGAGGAGGCAGAGAAAAGUCCCGUAGGACUUGGACGGAAUGAACCAGAUCCACUGGAAAAACCAAAUCGCCCAGACACCACCUUCCUGUGGUUCCUGAGUCCGCUGAAAGCCAUCCGCUACCUGGUGUGCAACCGCUACAAGUGGCUGAUCAUCAAGAUCGUGCUGGCCCUGCUGCUGCUCAUCAUGCUGGGCCUCUUCCUCUACAGCAUGCCAGGCUACCUUGUUAAGAAACUGCUGGGGGCCUGAGGGAGUGAUGGGGUGGUGGGAUGUGAUCCAUGAAUGGAUGGAUCAGGGAACAGGGUCGAUGGGAAACUCUUUUAGUUUGGACACAAAAAGCACUUUAGAGGUCCAGCUUUGCUAUUUUGACUUCUUAGGGUUAUGUUUGUUCUUCCUGUACAGCUGGGCGACUUUAACGUUUACUUAUAACUGUGAAGAAAAAGGCGGACACCUCACUAAAAAUCCAGCCAUGCCUCCAACAUCUACUUUAUCCUUUAGCGUCCAGACUAAAUCUUUGAGCCACAAAUGUUUUUUUUAAGCUGCUUAAUUGAGAGAGAAAAAGAAAAAGAUUGUGUGAAGGGUUUAUUUUAAAUGUGCUGAUUUUAUGUUUUAAAUUCUUGAGCCUUUAUUUCAAGUCAUGCUGAAAUCCUUUCCACUUUUGCUGAAAUUAUAAGGGAACAAAUACUUUCUCCAGUGACACUUUGCUUUAAACCGUUUGUGUUUAGCUUUUGUUUAAGCUGUAAAAACCUUUAAUGUUUAAAAGCACAAAAAGUGACAGUGUACAGCAUGUGUCAGUUUUCCCUGUUUAGUUUUAAAGAUAUAUUUCACCUGUUUUUAUAUGUUGGACAAAAAUCCCUUUAAAGUUCAUUUGACUCCACAGAUGAUUAUCUUUUGUUAUUAGCAAAGACAAGUUUAUGUUCUAUUUGCAAAUGCUAAAUACUGGUGUUUGAAGCAAAGUGUUACUGUUUUUGAACUAUCGCUACUCUUGCGACUUUUGCACAGUCGAAAAAAGACGAAGAAAAAGAUCUAUUUUCCUAAAAAAAAAAAAAAAA